CAAAAAAGCGACCAUACACUUGAUCUUGUAACAAACGCGUGGACUGAAUAAGGUGGAACGAGUAGUUUCAUAUUAUUAAUAAUUAGUAAUUUUUGUGAAACAAGUAUUAUACAUUUAGAUAAGUCGUCUUUAUUCAUCAUAAUGGAUUGGAAAUACGCCAAGAUUCUUUUGGCUUCGACGGCUGCCGUAGUAGCUUCGGCAGUGGUGAAGAAAAUGUGCAAGUACUUUUACAAUUUGAAAUAUGCAGAAGACCAGGACAUUCAUGAUUCAUGUAAUGAUAUCAUGAAUUUAAGAAAUCGUGAAAUAAACGACGUCAUAUUAUUUUCCGAUGAAGCUUCCCACCAUCUUAGAGUAAUGCCGAACAAGGGUUUGAAAAUUUGUGAAAGCAGGGAAAUAAAUUGUUUCAAAUUGAUCAAAUAUAUCAAGUCUGCACGAGAAACGUUAGACGUAUGUAUGUACUUAAUAACAAGCAAAGAAAUAGUCGAACAUAUAAUUCGUUUGGGACAACGACACGUUGUCGUAAGGAUAGUAGUGGACAGUGAUAUGGCGUUCACACCACCGUCACAAAUAAAGAAGUUACAAGAAUAUAGUUUUAUAAGAGUGCAAACGAAUAAAAAGCCAAUACUGAUGCAUCACAAGUUUUGUAUAAUUGACGGCCCAAAGGCUCUAAAACGGAAAGCUAUUUUAAAACAAUACGCAGAGAAACUAAAUAUACAUGCAAAAUACACAAGACUUGACGACAAUCAUCAAACGAAAAUAAAGCAAGUUAAAGGUUUUGUCAUGUCGGGAUCAUUGAAUUGGUCAACGCAAGCGAUGGCUGCUAACCACGAAAGUGUUAUUGUAACCUCUCAUCCAACGAUAGUGGAGAAAUUCGAGAGAGAAUUUGAAAGUUUGUGGGUAGAAGAUGAGCCAGCAUUGCUGGCACCAAAAUAAUGACGAAUGAUCCAGUAUUACCAUGUUUGAGCCAUCACCACAAAACGAAUGAAUAUUGCAGCAAUGAUGCAACACCAAGUGUGCCAGUGUGAUAUCAGUGCGACAAUUGUUCAUUUAGUGCCAAAAUAUAUCCAACAUGGAAACGAUGGCUCAAAAACGUGAUGUAUAUAAUAUAUAUGUGUGUAAAAGUGUAUGCAAGAAUUUGUGAUUUUGAAAAGUGCGCUUUUGGAUGCAGUGUUCCUCAAUAGAUAGCGUUGUUGAAACCAUUGCUGGCGAGGUGACGAGCGAGUUUCGCUACUGGCCACUAGGUGGCGCUGGUUCGCCGGGUUCAGUAGCCGAUAACCGUUGAUAACGUAAACAAACAGCCGUCGAUUCGAGGAGUCAAUGUACGAGUCGGAUCGGCGGGCAUCACACGCAAUGAUGAUUUCAACAACAGCCUCUACUGAUGCUUCUCCCGCUGUCUCCGAUCCACCUGAUGAAUUACCACCACGCCUUUAUGUUACGAUGUAGAUUUAGUUAGCCCUUUUGAAGUGGAUGUGUGAAAUUUGCGGCCAACACUAUCGUUGAAGCCGAUACUGUUUUAUCAUCUACUCGCAACGAUGUUGUUACGCUAAAAUUUCACAGUUUCCCUGUGACUGUGUAACAUUGAGGGCGAUUUUUGUGUAUAUUCAAGAAUAUAUGAUUUAUACUAUUUGUAAGGUCUUGAAAGGAGGAGGAGGAGCGCUUCUCUAGUCUUUAACUACUCUGACCGCUGGUAAUACGCUUGUCGUUGCUCCUCCUCCCUUCGGGGGCCUCAUACGUUCACGCGAUCUAUUUCAAUUUUUUUUAUUAUAUUUAUUCACUUAUUUUGAAUUAUGUUGACUAACAAUUACUAAAUUUUCUAACGCAUGACCUAAUUUAAUUUUAUCAAAUCAACUCGCGGGUGUGCAUGACUAUAUUUUUAUUUUGUUUGAUAGCGAGACGAGUUUUGACAUGUGUAUGUUAUCGAUUCUAUUGUUGUGUAAUUUCUGAUUAUCAUGUUUACUUCAACGAUGUACCAGAGAUCAUCGCGCCUUGCUCCAUAAAACUUGAUUUUAGGUUUAAUCGGAUCACUUAAAUUCGAGUUUUAGUUUUGCAUGGCAAUACCCGGGAUUGCAUUCUAGUUUUUUUGUUGUAAAAAAUUUGAUCAUGCAAUCUGUCAAUGUUUAAUUAUGAUUGGUGCGUAAUAAAUAUUAUCUUACGA
Molecule: messenger RNA, 2155 nt
Organism: Aricia agestis (brown argus)
Lineage: Eukaryota; Metazoa; Arthropoda; Insecta; Lepidoptera; Lycaenidae
Product: mitochondrial cardiolipin hydrolase-like
Exons: 8
Coding region: 142-933 (263 amino acids)
Biological process (GO): piRNA processing
Cellular component (GO): mitochondrion
Molecular function (GO): RNA endonuclease activity producing 5'-phosphomonoesters, hydrolytic mechanism
Source: RefSeq, a predicted model, not a curated record